Labrus bergylta (ballan wrasse) is the source of this 3942-nucleotide messenger RNA. It is a transcript of the gene abhd5a, whose product is annotated as abhydrolase domain containing 5a. The record is from RefSeq and is a predicted model, not a curated record. Gene Ontology annotation, molecular function: lysophosphatidic acid acyltransferase activity; carboxylic ester hydrolase activity. Lineage: Eukaryota; Metazoa; Chordata; Actinopteri; Labriformes; Labridae. Gene Ontology annotation, cellular component: lipid droplet; mitochondrion. Gene Ontology annotation, biological process: lipid homeostasis; phosphatidic acid biosynthetic process; positive regulation of triglyceride catabolic process.
GUGACUGGAGUAGUUUCUCAAAGGUGUUGUUGCAGUAUGGCCGAGCAAGCGGCGACAGGGAACAGUGGGGCGGUGCAGAGGUUUCUGUCUGUUGUUGGUGCUGACAGUAUGGUCAGCAGUGUGUGGGGCUACGUGGACACCACAAUAAAGUGGUGCUGGAUCCCUAACUGGCUGCCGUCAUGGUGCCCCACCUCUCAGAUUCAGCUACAGACUGCAGAGACAAAGAUGCUGCGCUGCGUCGACGGCACGUUCUCCAAACAGUUUGUCCCCAUCUCAAACGCAAACCGUCUGUGGACCCUGACUAUAGGCAGUGACCAUGCCAAACACAGAACCCCCAUAGUUCUGCUUCAUGGGUUUGGAGGGGGCGUUGGUCUUUGGGCUCACAACCUGGACGCUCUCUCCCAGCGCGGACCCGUCUACGCCCUGGACCUGCUGGGCUUCGGACAGAGCAGCAGGCCUCAGUUCUCAGCAGACAGCCAGGAGGCAGAGGAGCAGUUUGUGGAGUCUAUAGAGCAGUGGAGGGCUAAAACGGGUCUGGGGUCCAUGAUACUGCUGGGGCACAACCUGGGCGGAUACCUGGCUGUGUCGUACUCUAUCAAAUAUCCACACAGAGUUAAGCUCAUCCUGCUGGUGGAGCCCUGGGGAUUCCCUAAGCGACCCGACACAGAAGAGGCCGACCGUCCCAUCCCCGUGUGGAUCAAAGCCCUGGGGGCCAUGUUCAGUCCCUUCAACCCCCUGGCUGGCCUGAGAUUGGUCGGACCGCUCGGUCCCACCCUGGUUCAGACUCUGAGACCCGACUUCAAGAAGAAGUUCUCCUCCAUGUUCACUGAUAACACUGUAUCUGAGUACAUCUACCACCUGAACGUGCAAACCCCCAGUGGGGAAACAGCUUUUAAGAAUAUGUGCGUCCCCUACGGCUGGGCCAAAAGGCCGAUGCUGCAGCGGAUGGACAAGCUUCAUCCAGACAUCCCCCUCACCAUCAUCUACGGCUCACGCUCCAGCAUAGACAGCAACUCAGGCAGCACCAUCAAAGAGAUGAGGCCCAGCUCCCAAGUGGAGAUCAUAACGAUCCGUGGAGCCGGGCACUAUGUGUACGCCGACCAGCCCGAGGACUUCAACCGCAGAGUUUUGCAAGUGUGCCAAAAGUUGAACUGAACCCGAGUCCGGGGUUCUGAACUCAAGAGAAAAAAAGGGGAGCAGGACUUACAGACAUCACUUUAGCAUGCAGCUCAUGCAAGAAUGAGAAGCACAUAAAGACUUUGGAAAGAAGCAGAAUUAUGUGAUUGUGGCUCAUCCUUAUACGCUGAUGUUCACAUGUUAUGUCAUCGCAGAGUCAGUGAUUUUCCGUGUAACUCGGAGAAUAAGGACUCUGGGCUGGCGACAUCAAUAAGCCCCCUUUUUAACGCGAUUGAGUGAUUUAUUCUAACUUGAUCAAAUAGUGCCUGUGGGCCUGCGUCACACGCUCCUUUUACAUUACAGCUGCAGCACGCACAUAGAGUCGAUGGUACUGCAGCCUCUUCAACACUUGAUUGAAGCAUUCGUUAUACUGGCUUUUCUCACAAUCGCCUCUCUCAAAUGCAGUCAAGAAAAGAGGUAUAUUCAGAUAUUCUGCAGAACACACAGCCACAAAGCCUCAGUGUUCUGUGAAAGUACAGCAUCGUUCAUAUGCAGCCUGAGUUGAAGUAGCUCCAAAUCAGCAACAAACGUGUGUUUUUUGCAAACUAGUUUGCUCUUUGUAAUUAGCCUCACUAGAGGACAACCCAAAUUCCUAAACAGUUUGGGACGUUGAGUAAGGCCCCAUGUCCACCUAGCGUUAUUUUUAUGAGCACCAGCAUCGUUUUAAAAUUGUUUUCAAUGAGGAGAGAACAGUUGCAGCAGAAAGCGGUUGCCUGGAGUAAAAGCGCAUCACCCAGCGUCUUUCCCCCCCGAGAGCUGUUUACGUUAGCGGCGCUCUUUUCCAAAUGUAUCAUGUUCCCUUUAGUUUUGCCAUCUGCAGAUCGUGGCAUGUACCCAAAUCCUCCUCGCUCCUAUGUCUGAUGAUCUAAAUAAAAAAAAAACAUGCAGUAAAAAGUGAAAGAGCUGUGUCGGUCAUACAGCGACAGGACAGACGCUUUUCUUUCUUUUCUCAGCGCACAAACGCUUCAUGCUAGCGCUCCCUAAAGGCACAGCAAGAGCCCGGUAAAAACAUAAGGUGGGCCUUGAAGUAUAGAUAAAAAGACAAUGUGAUGAUUUUCAUAAGAUUAAAACCCAACAUUUGAUUGAAAUUAGCAAAUAGGCAACAUAUGACAUUUUCAAUCAAAUUGAAAAUAGAUUUUAAAGCAUUCAUUUUUCCCACUUGUGACAUGUUUUUUUUUUUUUGCUAUUUUCAGUCAAGUAUUAGACUUCAAAGUUUUGCAAAUCCUCACAUUCUGUUUCUUUUUUUACAUCUUAUUCGACGUCCCAGCAUUUCUGGAAUCAGGGUUGUAUUUUCAGACAUGCGAUAUUGCUAUCAUAUUUAGUCUUUCUGUAACAGAGUCGGUGUGGCUGCAGUCAGAAGGUUUGGUAACAGUGUCAUGUGUUGAGUAUUUCCUGUGCUAAGCUGUUCUGUGGUUUUUUCAUUUGGUUUCUGAUACAGACAGGACGUGUACUCUUUAGGACAUCACUGAAUCAGCACCACGAGGCGGUUUUAAAUUGAUCUGCAGCCAAUAAUCAACUUUUACAGGCUGUCCUCUGUGCUUGUUGGUAUUUUUCUGUUUUAUUUUUUACUAGAAAGAUUUCAGAUGCAUUCAUUUAGAAAAUGCUCCAACAUCAGCUCUAGUCAGAUCAGUGUGUGCCGGUGUGGGGGUCUAGGAGGCAAGCCAUGUUGUUAAAAAAAAAAACUGCUGACUCUAUAAAGACAGUUUAUACCUAUACGAGCGUUUGGACCAACGAGUCUGUUGGGACCCUGACAAGCAAAAUUCACUCUGUGCCCUCCAACCAGCAUUCAUCAACAUUAUGAUAAAUAAUAACCUGACACCAGCGACUUUAAGUUUCAUAGGAAUAUUGGAACGCUGCUCAUGCAACUGCUCGUGGGGAGUGGGGGGGGGCCUACUGGCCAGGCGCCCAGUCUGCUUGACUGUUGCCAAGCGGCGCCUCUGGUUUGGACAUAUUUAAAACAUCAAUAUAUGAGUAAAAAAGAACACACUGGCCGGCAGAGAAGAGUAUGAAGCAGAUUUAUUACAUGUAUGACAAUCACACCUGUCGAUGGUUGUGUGAUAUAAACAUCAUCACCCAUGCCCUCCUUCACAGUGACUGUUCAGGCGUCAAAAUGCAGCUCACCCUGAACAUUUCAGGAGUUUUGUGCAUGUGUGAGAGUCAAACUAUUGUCAAUAUCUAAACAUAUAAACUAAUGAUUUCAUUCUUUGUAGAGGCCUGACAUAUAUAUUUAUAGUUGCUUUUUUUAACAGUCUUUGUUUGACUCAAAUACAAUAGAUGUGUUCUUGUGUGACGGUGUGUCAGCACUAUGUUGUGUCGUAGAUUUUCUCCCGUGAAAUGCUAAUCAGUGCAGUAUUAUUACAACAAUGAGCAUUUCCAUAAGAUAAGACUUUGUUCAUGUACAUGUCAAGAUUUGUGUCCCCUGUCCAGCAAAAGUACUAAAGACCUGAAUAAUGGAAAGCAAGUAUUCAUUCUGGUUGCAGUGUUCUCACUGGUCUAAAAUGUUUUUGCGCCUGUGCUUAUCACUAAUGCACUUUAAUGCAAGGGGGGCUGAAAGGGGAGUAGUUGAAAUGAUGAAUCAUAGUUCAUUUUAAUUUAUUUUUUCAUGUCCCGAGAUCCAAAUGAUACUUUACAAUUUGUUGUCCUCUUGGUAAAUUUGUCUUGGACUGCCAUAAAUAAAUCCUUUGAAAGACUCUUCUUUAGCCUUGAAAAAACAAUUUUCCCCAAAAUGUUUUACAGGAAAUAAAUUUCAGAGCAAUGCAGACCAAA